Molecule: messenger RNA, 1027 nt
Organism: Rhineura floridana
Lineage: Eukaryota; Metazoa; Chordata; Lepidosauria; Squamata; Rhineuridae
Gene: NSG2
Product: neuronal vesicle trafficking associated 2
Exons: 4
Coding region: 1-552 (183 amino acids)
Biological process (GO): clathrin coat assembly; G protein-coupled dopamine receptor signaling pathway; endosomal transport
Cellular component (GO): membrane; endosome
Molecular function (GO): clathrin light chain binding
Source: RefSeq, a predicted model, not a curated record
AUGGUGAAACUGGGGAGCAAUUUGAAUGAUAAGAACAAGCAGCAGCCGUCCAGUGAGGAUGGUUUUCAGACGGUUCCCUUGAUAACACCCUUGGAAGUAAAUCAUUUGCAGUUCCCAGCUCCGGAAAAGGUGAUUGUGAAAACAAGAACAGAAUAUCAGCCAGACCAGAAGAACAAAGGAAAACUCAGAGUGCCCAAAAUUGCUGAAUUCACAGUCAGUUUCACUGAUGGUGUAACAGAAAGAUUAAAGGUCACUAUUCUCAUAAGUUUGGCUCUUGCGUUUCUUGCCUGCAUAGUAUUUCUUGUGGUAUACAAAGCUUUUACCUACGACCACAGUUGCCCAGAUGGAUUUGUUUAUAAGCAUAAGCGGUGCAUCCCAGCCUCCCUGGAUGCUUACUAUUCUGCUCAGGAUUCCAACUCCAGGGGCAGAUUCUACACUGUCAUCAGCCAUUAUAGCAUGGCCAAGCAAACCAGCUCACGGUCCGUAUCUCCUUGGCUUUCUUCAGGAUCAGUAAAUCAUGAAGCCAAGGCCACCAAGACAGAAGGCCAUUAAAGCCAGUUGGUGUCCUAGGGAUGGAGGGGAAUGGGGAAAACAACAUCAUGUCUCUAAAGCAUUGCUCUAGUUCAGCGAGAACACCGUGCAAUGAGUGCAACAAGAAUAAACCAACUCUUAAGUGCAGGUGUCAUCCUAAUGGAUCUCUCUCUCUCUCUCUCCCCCCCUUCCUACUUUGGUGCAUUGUUCUCAUUGAUUUGUAACUACAUCAGAAUCUUGUACAAAGGCAUGUUAGGUGUUGACUAUAUCUUACAAUGUACAAAUAUUUUUAAAAUCAUUGCUUAAUAUUUGUUAGAAAAAUACAAAAAAAUAAAAAACAUACACAAACAAAAACAAGUUAUAAAAAAGUGGAAGAAAUUGCAAACAGAAUUUCUCAGGUCUUACUUGUCUGAGAAAAUAGAGCCCCCCCCCAAGGGAAAACAACAACUCAAUAUUGUGGGAUUUGUUUGUCAGAAUGAAAGGGAAACUCAUAUUG